This is a messenger RNA of Procambarus clarkii (red swamp crayfish), 504 nucleotides long. NCBI's taxonomy places the organism in Eukaryota, Metazoa, Arthropoda, Malacostraca, Decapoda, Cambaridae. The record is from RefSeq and is a predicted model, not a curated record.
AUGAAUGUAUCAGUAAUAAAUGAAAUAAAUAUCAAACUAAAUAAUGGCAAACGCAGUGAACACAAGCACCAUAAACUCUUCCUGCUAGAACACAAGCACCAUAAACUCCUCCUGCUAGAACACAAGCACCAUAAACUCCUCCUGCUAGAACACAAGCACCAUAAACUCUUCCUGCUAGAACACAAGCACCAUAAACUCUUCCUGCUAGAACACAAGCACCAUAAACUCUUCCUGCUAGAACACAAGCACCAUAAACUCUUCCUGCUAGAACACAAGCACCAUAAACUCUUCCUGCUAGAACACAAGCACCAUAAACUCCUCCUGCUAGAACACAAGCACCAUAAACUCCUCCUGCUAGAACACAAGCACCAUAAACUCUUCCUGCUAGAACACAAGCACCAUAAACUCCUCCUCAUAGAACAUGAGCACUAUAAACAAUUUCUGCAAGAACACAAGAAUUAUAAGCUACUCCUGCUAGAACACAAACACCAUAAAAUCAUUUGA